AAUACGAUCACUUCAACUAGUUUUUCUCGGUUUGAAGAAUUGUUGAUGACGAUUCAUCCCGAUCCUCUUCGAGCUAUUGAUUACUGCAACGAUAUCUCUACUUCAACCUCAUAUUUUGUCGCAUGGCUUUUUCUACGAUAUGUGCCCAAAAUAACACCAUCUUACAUGUCUUCCACUAACCAAUCAUCCUGAAUGCUUGCCUGUACAUUGCAUCUCCAAUGUAUUUCCAACGGCCACGAGCCGCACCGAUUCAAAUGUUUUCCAUUUUUGACGUUUGAACUGUCAACGUCGGUGUCUCGAAAGGCGCACAUGGUGAAAAAGCGGCAACGUCGGUGCUGUCCUGAAUAUUUAUGUUAUGUUGUGUGUACAAACAAGAAAGACUUCCCCGCCGAUAGUGCCCGUGAAUUUUUCGAUGUUCAACUGGAAGUUGAAUGUUGCGUCUCGCAAAAGCCUCGAUUUCCUUCAUCCGACGCUACCCCCAAACACGUGCUUUAGCCAGUGCAUGUAGUGCCAAUAUGAAAUACUUGAACGUAGCAGAGAAAAAUGAUGCAGCGAAAACGAUUGCCGGUUUGUUAUCGCGAGGAUCGUCCCAAAGGAGAGAAGGAUACUCGCCGUACAACAAAAUAUACGAAUUCAGCUACAAUCUGCACGGUCAAAGCAUUCAAAUGAUAAUGACAUCCGUAUCGGGCCAUCUGUUGACACACGAGUUUUUACCCAGCUUCCGCGGCUGGCACAGCUGCAGCCCGGAGGAUCUGUUCGACGCACCGGUACGAAAAAAUUGUCCGGAACAGUAUGAAAAAAUCAAGAAAACACUCGAACGAGAGGUACGCGGUUGCUCAGCCCUCAUCAUCUGGACCGAUUGCGAUCGAGAGGGUGAAAACAUCGGCUACGAAAUCAUUGAGGUGUGUCGUGCGGUGAAACCACAGCUGCGAGUUUUUCGGGCGAAAUUUUCCGAAAUCACUGCACCAUCGAUAAAGCGCGCGAUUGAAAACCUGGUCCAGCCGGAUGCUCGACAAAAUGAUGCAGUUAAUGUGCGCAGUGAGCUUGAUCUGCGAAUUGGGGCCGCAUUUACUCGGUUUCAAACGUUGCGGUUGCAGAAAUCAUUCCCUCAAGACAUAUCGAACAAUCUGGUCUCUUACGGGAGCUGUCAGAUACCGACGCUUGGCUUUGUAGCCCAACGGUACAAGGAAAUUGAAAAUUUCAUACCCCAGACGUUUUGGAAAAUCAAGCUCACACACACGAUCGAUGAAUUAACGGUCGAAUUUCAUUGGUCGCGAAAUCGGCUCUUCGACAAGCAGUGCUGUGAAGCAUAUCUGAUGCUUUGCCAAACCAAUCCGACCGCGAAAGUGGUGAACGUUACGCAGAAGCCGAAAAACAAAUGGCGUCCCACGCCGAUGGAUACGGUAGAGUUGGAGAAAUUGGGCUCCAGGAAGCUAAAAAUGAAUGCCAAGCAAGUGAUGACUAUUGCGGAAAAACUGUACACCCAAGGUAUUAUCAGUUAUCCGCGUACUGAAACGAACAUGUUUACCGGCGAUAUGAAGCUAGCGCCGCUAGUGCAAGCCCAAGUUGCCAGUGAUCAGUGGGGCUCAUUUGCGGAAAAGGUGCUCCAGUGGGGUGUCAAUCCGAGGAACGGGAAAAAGUCCGAUCAAGCCCAUCCUCCCAUACAUCCCACCAAACUGCCUACCAAUCUUUCCGGCGAUGAAUGGCGCGUGUACGAGCUAAUAGCGCGACACUUCCUUGCUUGCGUCAGCCGCGAUGCAACCGGUUCCGAGACGAUCGUAAACGUAGUCGUUGCCGAGGAGGAAGAAUUUACCGCUUCGGGGCUUUGCAUUCACGAGCGAAAUUAUCUCGAGGUUUACCCGUACGAUCGGUGGAAUGCGAAGGAAAUACACUCCUACCAGGUCGGACAUACUUUUGAGCCGACCGAGUUGGGUUUGCACGAAGGUUCGACGACAGCACCGAACAUGCUGACCGAGGCGGAUCUGAUUGCGCUCAUGGAGAAGCAUGGCAUCGGCACGGACGCAACGCAUGCUGAGCACAUCAACACGAUCAAGGAGCGUGGCUACAUCGGUGAACGGGAUCGUGGAUUUCUGGUGCCCGGUACGCUUGGCAUGGGGUUGGUAGAAGGGUACGAAAUGAUGGAACUACGGUUGGCCCAUCCCGAGCUCCGAGCGGGUCUCGAAGCCGACCUAAAGCUGGUAUGCGAAGGGCGUAAAAAUCCCAACGACGUGCUAGCGGAGCAAAUUGCCAAGUACAAGGAAGUGUACCGAAUCAUGUCCCAGAAGGCGAGAGCGCUCGAUAGAGCGAUGGGACAGCGGUUAAACCAAACGCCGCAAGAACCACCGCCAGAUGCGGGCGCAUCGGCUGCAACCGCCACCGGCACCGCACCUAUGCGAGAGGUCUGCAAAUGUCCAAAAUGUGGCCACAAGAUGUGCCUUCGAACGAAGCGCGAUUCCUCCGGGUACUAUCUUGGAUGUGUCGCCUUUCCUGAGUGCAGGAACAACAUCUGGUUCGACGAUUCGAUGCGUGAAAUCAACGUGCUCGACGACACUUGUACCCGAUGUGGCAGCAAAAAGAUGACCGUGAAGUUUCGCAGUGUACGCUUUUAUGCCCUGCUGCAAAGUACGGACAUGAACGAGUAUCAGUUUUGUAUCGUGUGCGAUGAUAAGUUUCGAAACUUAUUUAACAUUAACGAGUCCAGCGUUCGCGUCGCGGCCGGUGCACGCUUAUCAUCUAAUACGACUACUGUACCUGUAGUCCAACCUGCUCGCAGCUCGACCAGUACCUGGGGUACCGGGAAUCAAAGCGAACGACGUCCAGCUAACACUGCACACAACACAACCAGCAGUGGAAUUGGGCGGUCGAACAGUUCGGCAGGCACAUCAUCGUCUUGGGGAACGGGACAAUCCACGAGCAACAAUUGGGGAGGAAGUCAAUCGUCUAACCGUGGCGGUGGAUCAUCCACCACUUCCUGGGGAAAACCAACGAACAAUCGAGCUGAUGGUCCAGCUAAAAAGGGUGGUGGAUUUGGCGAUGCGGGAGGCGCGAAGCAAAAUUCUUGGCACAAUCCUUCAAAUAGCUCACGCGUUGGCAUAGGCGAAGAGGACGGAGAAGUUAUGUGCCGUUGUGGUACGCCGGCAUCACGUUUCACGGUGAAGAAGGACGGACCGAACAAGGGAAGGCCUUUCUUUAGCUGUCCCAAUCAGGCAAGCUCCUGUGGGUUCUUUAAAUGGGGCGAUGAAAACAUGCCUCCAGCUUCGUCGAAUAAUGGCGGGACGGGCGGUGGAUCGGUCAGUUGGGGCUCUGGUGGCGUCAGUAACAGCGGAUCGAGCUGGGGACGCAGCAGCAAUGACACCACCAACAAAACAUCCAGAACGACUCGAAAGUGUGGCCUUUGUCGGCAGGAAGGACACACGAAAAACAAGUGUCCACAGCGUGGUGAUUCAACUGAGUUUUGAGCCAAUAAAGCAGAAAUGUGUAUCAUUUUA
Messenger RNA from Anopheles merus, 3488 nucleotides. RefSeq names its product DNA topoisomerase 3-alpha (gene Top3alpha). The record is from RefSeq and is a predicted model, not a curated record. The transcript has 4 exons. Lineage: Eukaryota; Metazoa; Arthropoda; Insecta; Diptera; Culicidae. Gene Ontology annotation, molecular function: zinc ion binding; DNA topoisomerase type I (single strand cut, ATP-independent) activity; DNA binding. Gene Ontology annotation, biological process: DNA topological change. Gene Ontology annotation, cellular component: nucleus; chromosome. The coding region runs from base 432 to 3458 and encodes 1008 amino acids.